Molecule: messenger RNA, 384 nt
Organism: Bacidia gigantensis
Lineage: Eukaryota; Fungi; Ascomycota; Lecanoromycetes; Lecanorales; Ramalinaceae
Exons: 1
Coding region: 1-384 (127 amino acids)
Source: RefSeq, a predicted model, not a curated record
AUGGCCCUCUUGUGGAUCAACUAUGCAUACAAAAACCCCGACAACCGCAUUUCAUACCACAUGGACGCUUUGACCGGUGGCUAUCUCGCCUUCGCCCAUGUUGCCCAAGAUCUGUCUUGCUGCAUCCACAAUGUCCAGUCAUGGGCAGCCUCUCAGCGGAAGAGCGAACUACUGUCCUAUCAUCAAACCUUCCUCAAUCAUCUAGAAUGCCGCCAACAUGAGCAGAUUGCAAAAAGUCAAGCGGCGAAAGCAAAGCGAGCCGCAAAGCAAGCCGAAGUCCAGGAACGCAGCAAGCAAAAAGCGGAGGCGAGCUUGGCGGCUUCCAAGACGAAUGCUGAGAAGAGAGCAGAACGACUUAGGUUUCGCAAUGAAAGGAAGAAUUAG